AUGGCGUCAACGUUCAGCGGCGACGAGACUGCUCCUUUCUUCGGCUUCCUCGGAGCCUCAUUCGCCCUCGUCUUCUCCUGCAUGGGAGCUGCAUAUGGCACGGCGGAGAGCGGGGUUGGAGUGGCGUCGAUGGGGGUGAUGAGGCUCGAGCUGGUGAUGAAAUCCAUUGUUCCAGUGGUUAUGGCUGGUGUCGAGCAGGAAGCAAAAAUGGGUCGAAUCCACCCACCCAAUGAACCCUUGCAUAUCGUCGAACACGCGAAUCGCUUGGCGGGUGAAUCCGGCGGCGAUCAGCCGCCGAAUGAGGACGGAGAAAGUGGUGAAAUUGGGCUGGGAAUCUGA
Molecule: messenger RNA, 339 nt
Organism: Linum trigynum
Lineage: Eukaryota; Viridiplantae; Streptophyta; Magnoliopsida; Malpighiales; Linaceae
Source: the annotation of a GenBank genome assembly